AUGGUACAAAUGAAGCGGUCGUGCUCUGGCUCGCCUCUCCCCUCCAAGCGCGUUCCUACAACCGCUUGCCUUACAAUUGAUGCUCUUAAGGAGCAUGACCAAAACGCACGCCCCGUCUCUCUUAUUACGCGUCUCGAUAUCGCUCCAGAGCAAAACUUCUCCGGCGUGCGAAUAUUUGUUGACGAUGAUCUUCCCAUCGACAUCCAGCAUCAUACAGAUAAUAAGGUUUUCUGUGCAUUAGAUUUCAACGAUGAUAACUUAUACAAGGUCUCCGAGAAGCUCUGGAACAAAUCUAAAGAACUGGCCCGGAAAAAGUCAGGGGAAGCCGAAUGGACAGAAGCAUUAUACACGGCAAUUGACGAGCUAAAACCCGAUGGGCUCGAAAUUGCGCGCAAUCGAGACUGGCGUGAGGAUCUGAAGCCUCCAGUCUAUAACCCUCUUUCUACCAUCCCGCGAAAACGAGACCGGUCACAACAGAUCGUACCGGGUAGCACAACCACCGACAACCUUAAUAAAUCUCCCUCUAUCAACCCGGCUGAACCAACCAUUCCCAUAUUCAAACUCAAAGAUCCACGUCCAGAUACAUGUGUUGGUUUGUCCGAUGAGAACUUAGCAAACGCCCUUGUAUCCAAAAAGGGCCGUAGCAUCGCACGAAGAUUUCUAGUUGACCUGCAAGAGACCUCCAGCCUUAUCAGUGACCCCCAUGUGACACCUCUUGGCCUUCGAUUUCCUUUUCUGGUAGUCGAAGCAAAGGCUGCUGCAACCGGAGGAAACUUGUACCAGGCACAGAACCAAGCUGCAGUAGGUGGUUCAGCAGCACUCCAGAUCUUCAAAAACCUCUCGGAUCUCCAAGAUAUGGACGAAGGCCAAGGAACCACCGAAGAUCGUACUGUGGUGGCCCAAGAUUCGCCUAACGCCAAAUUGCGCCUCGCCUUUUCUGUCACCACAGAGGGCCCAGUCCACGAGUUAUGGCUUCACUUUCAGAAGCCUCGAGAAGAGGAUUUUUAUAUGUACGUGGAGGACCUAUUCAAAUUAGUAACAACAUGA
This is a messenger RNA of Aspergillus niger, 1047 nucleotides long. RefSeq lists its product as uncharacterized. The transcript has 4 exons. Bases 1 to 1047 code for a protein of 348 amino acids. NCBI's taxonomy places the organism in Eukaryota, Fungi, Ascomycota, Eurotiomycetes, Eurotiales, Aspergillaceae. The record is from RefSeq and is a predicted model, not a curated record.